Molecule: messenger RNA, 2258 nt
Organism: Pleuronectes platessa (European plaice)
Lineage: Eukaryota; Metazoa; Chordata; Actinopteri; Pleuronectiformes; Pleuronectidae
Product: sodium- and chloride-dependent GABA transporter 2
Exons: 14
Coding region: 97-1851 (584 amino acids)
Biological process (GO): sodium ion transmembrane transport
Cellular component (GO): membrane
Source: RefSeq, a predicted model, not a curated record
CUUGUAGCACCUCCCUCUAUAAUCAGCAUAGUCUUGACAGAUGACUGAGGUGCAUGCUGACAGUACUGAUCAGAGCACUGAGGAGGGUACAAAGACAUGGAGACCAAAGCAAAUAAAAGGGAACAAUGGAUCAAGAAAAGGGAAUAUAUUCUGGCAGCUGCAGGCAAUAUGAUAGGUCUGGGCAAUGUGUGGAGAUUUCCCUACCUUUGCUAUAAGAAUGGAGGAGGUGUCUUUUUGUUGCCUUAUAUCUUCUUUGCUGUUCUGUGUGGUGUGCCACUCUACUUGCUGGAGAAUACGAUCGGUCAGUUAACACAAGAGGGUGCCAUCACCUGCUGGAACAAAGUCUGCCCAAUUUCAAAGGGAACUGGUUAUGCUAUCAUGGUGAUCCAGCUUUAUUCCAGACUCUACAUCAUUGUCCUGGCCUGGGCCCUCCUAUACCUCAUCUACUGUUUCAGGGCCACUCUCCCCUGGGCUACCUGCAACAAUCCUUGGAACACAGACAGAUGUGUGGACCUCACAUCUGCAAACUGGACUGCAGUACACAGUGGCAACCUGUCAGUAAAUUGGACCCCUGAAAAUCUCACCAAGUCUUCGGCCUCUGAGUUCUGGGAGAGAGGAGUGUUGUCCAUGUCUGGAGGAAUAGACGAGGUUGGCACAGUGAAAUGGGAGUUGUUGCUGUGUCUCCUGGCCUGCUGGGUGGCUUGUUACUUCUGCAUUUGGAAAGGUGUCCGCUCCACAGGAAAGGUGGUGUAUGUCACGGCGGUGUUCCCCUAUGUAAUGUUGGCCAUCUUGCUGGUCAGGGGGUUGACACUGCCCGGAGCCUGGCAGGGUGUGGUCUAUUACCUUUAUCCAGAACCUUCUCGUCUGGCAGACCUUCAGGUGUGGAUGGAAGCCUGCGCUCAGGUCCUCUUCUCCUAUGGUGUUGCAUCAGGGACCUUAAUCACUCUGGGCAGCUACAACAAAGUAGACAACAACUGUUACAGGGACAGUUUGUGGUUGUGUAUGCUCAACAGUUGCACCAGCCUCAUUGCUGGGUUUGCUGUCUUCUCAGCUCUGGGUUUCAUGGCUCAGGCUCAGGAUGUUCCCAUCAACAUGGUUGUCGAUUCAGGACCUGGUCUUGCGUUUAUUGCAUUUCCUCAGGCUUUGGCCAUGAUGCCCCUGCCUCAGUUGUGGUCUGUCUGCUUCUUCAUCAUGCUCAUAAUGUUGGGGCUCGACACAGUGUUUGCAGGUUUGGAAACAAUAACAUCAUCAGUGAUUGACAUGUUCCCAGGAACGAUGCGCGGACCUUGGCGUAGAGAAAUAUUCCUCCUUCUCUUCUGCUCUGUCUGCUUCGUCAUACAGAUCCCUCUCACCACUCAGGGAGGAGUCUAUCUGUUCCAGCUGGUUGACAACUAUGGAGCUAAUGGAGCAUGCAUUUUAUUUUUGUCUUUUGUCCAGUGUGUGGCUGUUGGGUGGGGCUUUGGUGCUGAGCGGAUGUGUGAUGCAGUUGAGGAGAUGACAGGACAGAGGCCAUGGUUUAUUUUCAUACUGUGUUGGCGUUACUUUACCCCACUGAUCUGCAUGGUUUGCUUCAUCUGUUCCUUUGUGGACUAUCAGGCCCUGACAUUUGGUAACUAUGUGUAUCCAGACUGGGCCUAUUAUCUUGGCUGGGUCAUAACACUAUCCUCCAUAGUUGUAAUACCCAUCUGGGCUAUUGGCAAGAUUUGCCUCACAAAGGGCUCCCUCAAACAGUGUCUGUUGGUCCUAUGGCAUCCUGUUAGUGACCCUGUUGGUCACAAGAAAAAAGACAUGAAAGAAACAGAGUUGACACCAAUAUCUGCUCCUCUCCCUGACAUGUUGAGUAUUUUUUGAAAGGCUGCCAAAACAAAAGCACAUCAGAUAAUUGGUGAAAGUACUUUGCAUGAUACUAUGAAAACAUCCAAACAUUUUUAUAUAUCUUAACAUGAUUGUUCUUGACAUGUGUGAGCCGGAUAUAGCACUAUGAUAUACUGACGGUGUGCAAUUAUGCAAAUGUAUGCAACUUUAAGUUGCAAUUUUUUACCAUCCUUUUCUGACACUGCUUGUGUAAGUAAAACCUCUUUAUAGCACUAUAUAUUAUUUACUCAUCUGCUACAUUUUUGUGUUAUGGUAGUUAUACAUACAAUUUCCAUGACACUGUGGAGUUUUUUGUUGUUUCUUUUCUGUAUAUUUGAGAAAAACUCACUGUAUGAACCCUAGAUGUUUAGAAAACAUGUAUAAAAGUUCCUUCUUCAUGAAAA